AAUUAAAGAAAAAGACGAAAAUGCAGCAAAAACAGGAGAACACGCAAACAAAGAAUCUACUUCCUAUAGCUACUCUUGCCCUGAAAAUCCCAACGUCAAUUUUACGAUACUACCCAGCAUUGAGAGAGCAACGUUUCCUUCUUUCAAAGCUUACAUUGAAUGUGUCGAAAUUGAAAAAUAUAAUGCAUUCUUUAUUUUAACUGCUGAAAAAUUUAGUAAAAGGCAUUUGAUUUUUGCCAAAAAUCUUCAGUCCAAAAAGAAGCCAUUCUUUUUCAUUCGAACCAAGAUCGAUAAAGAGAACCAUCCCGAAAAACGGGAAAAAGAAAUUAAUGAAGAGAAGUUGGUUGAGGUGAUCAAGACGAUUCUUGUUGAAAAUUUAAAAGAGUUUGAUUUUGAAAAGAAGGAAAUUUAUUUUAUAAGUAAUUAUCACCCGGACAAAUGGGAUUUUGACAACCUCACGGAAGCAAUCACAGAUGCUUUACCUGAUCCUCAAAAGAAGUGUUUUAGCACGAUGCUGGAGAAUAUUCAAAAGUUAAUUGAUACGGAGAACUUUGAGAAUUUCCUAAAAGGUACCAUGCAUGAUGCGGUAAAUUAUGUAUUUUUCAUAAAUCUCAUUGUAUAAUUCUCAAGUAUAGAAGUGCUAGUCGUAUACGUAUAGAAAUGCCAAUCGUAAUAACAUAUAUGUUAUUUACCGACUGGGAUGUCCGUACUGAACAAUAUUUUCCCGAGGUCUCAGAAACGGCCCGAGAUCAAAGAUCAAAAGUCGAGGGGCAAUCACACGAUACAGAACUCUCGCACACGCAUUACGGGCUUCUCACGUAUCGCGCCAAAACGAACCGAGGAGCGAAAACAAUUUUCAAACUGAAAAAUAUUAUUUAAAAAUUUGAAAAACCCUUCCUAUCGAUACUAAAGAUAGAAGUAAUGUUACCUCGUUGAUUAAGCGAUGGAAAUAAUUAUAGUGAUAUUCAAUUGAAGAGCGAUGUAUAAGAGCGGGUGUGUGAGCGUAUGUGGGAGCAAAAAAAGAACAAGAAAGUUAUUUUGAAAAAUAUUUAUUUUGAAAAGUGCAGAAAUAUUAAAAACGUAUAAAAAUUAACUGUCUUUAAAACGUCAGUGUUUAAUGUUUCUAUCUAUUUAGCAGUCCGUGUAAAAACCGACCACUCGAAUUUCUUAAGAUUACAGAAUUCCUUCAUACUUUAUGUGUGGAAGAAGUCAUUCAUAAAAUGAACAAAAAACGUUGACUUUGGAAUUGUAGUCAGUUUUUAAAUUGUUUUCGCAAUAAUUUUCGGACGCGUUCGAAAACAAGUUAAAAAACAUUAAUUACGCAAGCGAUAUUUGAGCUUUUUUAUAUCUCACAGUUCAUCUCGCGCUUUUAUUCUAACUUCUUGAAAUUUAUAUAUUUUAUUAUUUCCUGCCUGGGCAUAAACCUACACUAAAAAAUUAUCCUGAUCACUUGAAGCAAACAGAAUAUUGUGAUUUUUAAAAACUCCUUGCAGACAGCGGAUUAAAUAUUAGUGUUGGUAUGCCGACGGUAAAUUUUUUUCUCAAAAGUGCAACGGUAUCAUGCAGGAAUCCAAUCUAUUGCAGCUACUGAGUAUUAUGACACAUCUGCUAGAAUAAAGAAUACAAUCUUUGGGCAGUGUGUUUUUCGCCUGACAAGCGCGCAGGGACAUCGCGAAGCCAUCAACAUUGGCCGGGGGGAGGGGGCGUCAUGUUUUGACCAACAUUUCGUGGAUUUUGACCAAAUCAGAUUAGUAUAAAACUAGUUUUUCGUAUCAGAUUAAUAUGAAACCAUCAGAUUAAUAUGAAACUGGUUUUUCGUAUCUCUGAGGAUGGUUCUAAAAUUGAAACACUGCGCGUCCUCUAAGACAAGCGUUAAGUCGUCACGAAAAUAUUUCGUGCACUUAAAUUGGAUAAAACUCGCUACCAAUUCCUGUUGACUCGAUAGCUCAAUAGGUAGAGCAGCGGUCUAGAUACCCGAAGAUGCGAGUUCAAAUCCCGCUCGAGCCAACAAAUUUUUCGUUGCUCGAUUGCAGUGUCAGAUUAAUAUGAAACUAGUUUCUUUUAUGCAUUUAUAAUGAAACCAGAUUAAUAACCUGCAUGGUGAACGUAAAAAUCUAAUUGCAAACAAUCGAUUGAAAUUGGUGUACCAAACAUAACAUUUUUCUUAAUUUAUCGUGUAGAGUCAAAGGCACGAGAUAAGGAUGUGAAAAAGUUUUUUCCCAGCAAAAAUGAAAUCAAACAGUUAUUCGUGGGAACUGGAAUUGUGGGGGUACAGCGCAUGAUGCAUGCAAAUCUAAAUGGAUGGGAAAACGUUACAAUAAAUCUUGCCAUUCUUGGAGAUUCUGGUGUUGGAAAAUCAAGCUUUAUUAAUGCAAUUAGAGGGUAA
Molecule: messenger RNA, 2386 nt
Organism: Paramuricea clavata
Lineage: Eukaryota; Metazoa; Cnidaria; Anthozoa; Malacalcyonacea; Plexauridae
Source: the annotation of a GenBank genome assembly